AUGGAUGUCCAGGGUAAUCAAUUAGUAACAGGCUCUGCUGAUCACGGCCUUAGGGUUUACAAUAUUUAAUCAGGGAAAUAAAUGAGGUAACUAUAUGCAAAGUAAUAUGGUCAUUCAGAGUGGGUGACUACGUGUGCUUUUCUCAGAGAUGGACGUGUGCUAAGUGGAGGAAUGGAUAAACUUUUAUGUCUUUGGGACGCAAGAGCAGUGAGAUGUCAAAAUUUGACAGGACAUAAUGGCUCAAUCUCUAAAGUCAAAGUAGAUUAAUUCAACGUUGCAGUGACUGCAGCUUAUGACUCUUCUCUUCUAGUCUGGAAUUUAGACACCCUUGAGUGCCUAUAAGGUUUAUUCAAUGGACAUAAAGACUCAGUGAUGGAAUUUGAGUGGUAAAAUUCUCUUGUAGUAUCUGGAGGAAGAGAUGGUUCUAUGGCCUUGUGGGAUAUUAACACUGGAUAAGUAAUCCAUCAACUCUAGGCACAUAAUGGACCUGUUUCUAAGAUUCAUCUAUACAGUGAUGGAGUCAAUAAAAAUCUUAUUAUUUCAGCAGGAUUGAAGGAUGGAAUUCUGAAUAUCUUAGAUAUGAGAUCUCACUAGCCUGUAAAGAAAGAAAGAGUGCAUCAAGGAGCAAUUAACAUGCUUGAGACCAGUCUCAGUAGUUUUAUUAUAACUGGAUCAGCUGAUAAGACUGUAAAAAAAUUUGAUAUCAUUGGAGGAUUCAAACCACUUGCAGUGAUGAAUACGACUGAUGCAGUAUUCUGUGGUAAAAUUAUUGAAAAUAUUGCCAUCACUGGCUGCGGGGAUGGUAAUAUACUGGCAUUCGAUUUGGAUUAGAACAAAUGCUUAUAUGGAUAUGGAGCAGACCCAAUCGGGGCAGUACAUUGCAUGGCAUUUACAGAGGAUAGAAAGUCUCUUAUCACUGGAGGUGAUAGUGGAGGUAAUUGA
Stylonychia lemnae is the source of this 942-nucleotide messenger RNA. The record is from the annotation of a GenBank genome assembly. Lineage: Eukaryota; Ciliophora; Spirotrichea; Sporadotrichida; Oxytrichidae.